Gongylonema pulchrum is the source of this 447-nucleotide messenger RNA. Lineage: Eukaryota; Metazoa; Nematoda; Chromadorea; Rhabditida; Gongylonematidae. The record is from the annotation of a GenBank genome assembly.
AUGUGGACGAGGUCUGCUGACAUCUACGAGCAACAGAAAUACUGGCACACAUUUCCGAACCACAGUAAUGCUGAUCUUGGGAUUUAUGAAAUUUUCAUGAAUAAUGUCAAAAAUCAAAAAUUAACUGACGCAAUUGCACCGCUUCGUAUUCCUUCAGCACAAGGUGCUCACGUUUUGUUCUGUUUCGGAAUCAAAGCUGACUUCAUUUAUAUUGACGCCGGUCACGAUUAUGAUUCAGUGUACAGUGAUUUGGCAUCGUUUCGAAGCAUUCUAACUGAGGGGGGAGUUAUGUUUGGGGACGAUUACAUUCGCCCAGAUCUUAUCGAAGCAGUGGAUGAUUAUGCAGUCGAAGCUGGUGUUCCUGUUACUGUAGACAGUGACCGACGCACAUGGAUUUUGCAUUUCUCAUCGCCAGAUUCAUCAACGAUAUUACCGUGGCGUUUCUGA